GGGUGACAGUCCUCCUCAUACCCCAGUUCCAGAGCAGGUACGACAGCCUUGGCCAGAGGGAGUCCCCGAGCCAGAUAGCCAGGAGAUUCCAGCGGCCCCGCCAUAAGCCACUAUGUCACCCAAACAAGAGGUUGAGGCACGGGGACCAGAAGAGGGAUGGAGGACUGAGUCCCGCGUGGUCAUUGAUUCACGCCUAGCCUCACAUGCAUCUGAGCACCCUGAUAUUGAGGUGCCUAGCUCGGUUGGGCCAUCGUUUGGGCCACCGCACGUCGAGCCUGAGAGGGGCGCGCAGGCUCCAGCCAGGGAGGUCCGUGGAGUGAGAGCGGAAAAGGCGUCAGAGGAGACCGCAGAGGCAAAGUCUACCAGGAUACAGGCCAGCCUUGCUGAGAUAUAUGAGCAGAAGGAAAGGAUGGAGGCGGCGGGAAUAGCACCGACACCACCAGUUGACCCCAGGACGAGCGAGCAGAGGAUUGAGGAGUUAUGGGCCAGAUAUGAGAGCCGAAGGGAGGCAGCUCGCCAGAGGUCACAAGAGGCGGGGCAGGCGGAUGAGAGGGCAGAUGAGGCAAUAGAGAUUGGAGGGCUGGGAUUUUCUGCUGCCAGGAGGGCCAUCGAGCAGGUGGACAGAAGGAUACGACAAGCAGCCACCACAUCCUUCCAGAGGUAUACUCUGCUCAGUGAUGAGCUGGCAAUCGGGAAGGGAGAGGUGGAACAGCUGACUGCCCAGCUCGUAGAAGAAAAGACUGAGAAUAAGGCCUGGAGGACUCACCUGGAAGCGAAAGAAGCUGAGUGGGAGAAAAGGCUCAAGGAGAUGUCAGUUGCAGUGGAAAGAUUUUCAGCCACUAAGGUGGUCGAUUGGACUGAACAGAGCAGGUGUGGCAUUCAGGGUGAAGGGAUGCAGGGACUGUUUGGCGAGGGAAAGGCGGCAGAGACAUCUCAGCAGGAAGAAUUAAAGAAGGUGUUUCUGGACCCGGCUGAAGUAGAAGCAAGGAGGGAGGCUAACAAGGGAAGUUUUGAGUUCAAGGCUCCCACUGAGUUAGCCUCGCGGCAAGAGGCCCCUACUUCAGCUAAGGCCCCUAUGGAGGUGCCAAUUCAGGAACCCCAGCCUGCACCGGCAGAGGAAGAAGUUGCAGAAGAGUCGCUCACGAUCCUUUUGGAAGCGCAGGAAGGGACCCUUACUGGGGCAGUGGUACCCCCUCAGUCCGAGGCACAAGGGAGAGAGUCAUCACGCUUGGACGAGUUGGUGGCCGCCAUGGAAGUAGAUAUGCUAUCAGAAAGGCCUCAGAGAGUGGAGACCCCGGAGCAUGUGCCAGAAAUGAGGGAGUUGAGGACACAGUUGGGCUCCUGGGCCACUAGGAUUGACUCAGUAGGGCAGGCCACUGAGCGACAGCAGCAGGAGGCCACGAGCCAGCCUGCAAGGGCAGCUACUCCCCAGACUUCGGAGCCUCGCGAGAGUGAGGAAGUGGCUUUGACAGAAAGGACCCACGAGGGCAGGCCACGGAGGUUGGAUACUCCCGAGUACAGGCCCGAGGGAAGUGAGGGGCGAGGGGAGUCGAGUGCUCAGGGAUUUGGGAAGAGGGUUGAGGGGUCGUGACACCUGCCUCAGAGUCACGAGGUGGGCAGGGAGACAGGAGAGGCACUCCCGUCGUCAGGGGCCCAAAAAAAGAAGAGGAAGUUUCAGAGAAAGUCGGAGGCUAUGUGCUUCUACUUUCUGGAUGGUAUGCACAGGGCCCUAGAGUGUC
This is a messenger RNA of Chara braunii, 1739 nucleotides long. The record is from the annotation of a GenBank genome assembly. Lineage: Eukaryota; Viridiplantae; Streptophyta; Charophyceae; Charales; Characeae.